CAAGCAAGCAGCCAAUUUCUAAUAUAUUAUACAAACACGACAUUUCAUUUUCUAUUUUGUAAGUUAAAAAAUAUACUCUAAAUACUCCAAAUCCCAAUCUUAAAGACACAAAAAUCAGGCGAGUCUAAAAGCAGGGUAAAACUAAACCAAACCGGCACAAUGCGACCGCCAUCUCUUCACUCGAGUUUCUUCUCCUCUCUCAAACAGGUAUCUAAUACCAGACGCUGCAUACAGAAGUGUGCAAGUGUUUAUAUCCGAAUCCUGAUUUCUGACUUCAUUUCUUUUUCAAUUUUCUUACAGGUUGAAAAAAGAUUGAAACUAGAAACUCUACCAGAUUCAGGACCAUCCAAUUCCACUUCUUCCAAAGUUCCAGAAACUAAUCUUACACCAACAGAAUCUUUAGGCACGCCACUUUACCUACAGUUAGACCAGCCUACCAACGUCAACACAAGCAAUACUCUCCAAGACAGCAGUGAACCCCCACAAGCUUUCCUCUCUUCUUCACCAAAAUUCCUUCCAACACAUCAAACCCCGCCCCGAAUAAACCCUCCAGAUCCGCCCACGAUAACCAACGACGUUGAUGAUAUCGAAUUUUUGAUGCAACUAUUGGGUUUAUCAGAUAAUCAGGGAGAGACCCAGAAAAGAAAGAAACAAGAGGUUGUUGCUUGUGGAGGAAAUUCUUGUGGAUGUGAGUGUGGAUUUUUUGAGAAGAUUGUUGGGGUUAAGGGACCAAAGUGUGAGAAGGAAGUGAAAAGAAUGGAGGGUUGGAUUAGAUACUUUUUGAGGAAUGGUAGCGAGCCAUUGAGGCUGGCUUUUUUGCUUAUGGGUAAGGCUGCUUUCGAGGGUGGUGAUGAUUGUGAUUUUGAAAGCCUAGAGUUUCCUUCUGUUACAGAAGAGUUCUUGAAGAUUGACCCACCUAAGGACUGAGGCACACCAGGAUUUUUAUUGAGUGGCUUUUCUUUGCAUUUGUCUCCUCUUCUUCUUUCCCUGUGCUAGAAGUCUGAUUGUUGAAGCGUUUGAAAUUGCAUAUCAUCAUUUCAUGUCGGUCUGUUGCAGGUGAGUCCGAGUAAUUGUGCAGUGGAGUCUGCCGUAAUUCUUCUCCAAGACAGCCGAGUGCUCUAUUCUUCACGAGGAUACCGCGUAUCAUUGUCAUGGUAUUUUGCGUUUAACUUCAGAAGGAAAGACAAAACCUCG
Molecule: messenger RNA, 1194 nt
Organism: Theobroma umbraticum
Lineage: Eukaryota; Viridiplantae; Streptophyta; Magnoliopsida; Malvales; Malvaceae
Source: RefSeq, a predicted model, not a curated record